Molecule: messenger RNA, 2284 nt
Organism: Periophthalmus magnuspinnatus
Lineage: Eukaryota; Metazoa; Chordata; Actinopteri; Gobiiformes; Gobiidae
Product: vesicular glutamate transporter 1-like
Exons: 13
Coding region: 281-2011 (576 amino acids)
Biological process (GO): synaptic transmission, glutamatergic; monoatomic anion transport; neurotransmitter loading into synaptic vesicle
Cellular component (GO): synaptic vesicle membrane; excitatory synapse
Molecular function (GO): L-glutamate transmembrane transporter activity; neurotransmitter transmembrane transporter activity
Source: RefSeq, a predicted model, not a curated record
CAGAGCCACCGCUUGGCCAUGUAUCCCGUCGAAAGUUGGGAACUUUAUGUGAAUCUUUAUAGAAUCUGGAGUGGGACAAAGUGGACUUCCGACCAUGUCUGCAGGCUUCGGUGUAUUUAAAUAUUUCUGAGAGGACAAACCAAACCAUUUGUUUGGUUCAGCGUUUUACUUUUGACGCGUUUAUAGGUUUUUGUGAAAAGCACGGAGCAAGAAGCGAGUCUGUGCGCUCACACGGGAGUGCGCGCACAUUGGAUUUUAGCGGGAUCCUGGAGUCAAAAAAAUGGAAUUCCGACAGGACAGGUUAAAGGCAGUAACUGCCAAGACUCUCGGGAAAAUAUAUGGGGCUCUUGAGAAGAAGCAGGAGAAUGGGGAGACCAUCGAGCUGUCAGCAGAGGGUCGUCCGGAGCUGAUCGAGGAGAAGGAGCUGCCCGUCAUUGACUGCACAUGUUUUGGGUUACCACGGCGAUACAUCAUAGCCAUUCUCUCAGGUAUCGGCUUCUGCAUCUCUUUUGGCAUCCGCUGUAACCUCGGCGUGGCCAUCGUGAGCAUGGUCAACGAGCACACGGUCUUCAGGGAUGACAAGGAGUAUAUAGAGAAAGCUGAGUUUGAGUGGGACCCCGAAACAGUGGGAAUGAUUCAUGGUUCAUUCUUCUGGGGGUACAUAGUGACCCAGAUCCCAGGAGGUUUUAUAUGUCAAAAGUUUGCAGCCAACAGAGUAUUUGGCUUUGCUAUAGUGGCCACUUCUUGCCUGAACAUGCUCAUCCCCACAGCAGCAAAAAUGCACUUUGGCUGUGUGAUAAUUGUGAGGGUGUUCCAAGGACUUGUGGAGGGAGUCUCAUACCCUGCCUGUCAUGGUAUUUGGGCAAAAUGGGCACCGCCUCUUGAAAGAAGUCGUUUGGCAACCACAGCAUUUUGUGGGUCUUACGCUGGAGCUGUGAUUGCCAUGCCUUUAGCUGGGGUCUUAGUCCAGUAUACAGGAUGGUCAUCUGUGUUUUAUGUGUAUGGGACCUUUGGUAUUUUGUGGUACUGUUUUUGGAUUCUGGUGUCAUAUGAGAGUCCAGCAGCUCAUCCCACCAUCACAGAGGAGGAGAGGAAGUACAUUGAAGAAAGCAUUGGAGAAUCUGCCCAGCAUUCAGUUACAAAAUUCAACACUCCAUGGAGAUCAUUCUUCACAUCUAUGCCAGUAUAUGCCAUUAUUGUGGCAAAUUUUUGCAGAAGCUGGACAUUUUACCUGCUUCUUAUCAGCCAGCCUGCUUACUUUGAGGAAGUGUUUGGCUUUGAGAUUAGCAAGGUUGGCAUUGUUUCUGCUCUUCCACACUUGGUUAUGACCAUCAUUGUACCAAUUGGUGGACAAAUUGCUGAUUACCUUCGAUCCAAUCACAUCAUGACAACAACCAAUGUCAGAAAACUCAUGAACUGUGGAGGCUUUGGGAUGGAGGCCACACUGCUACUGGUAGUGGGCUUCUCUCACACAAAGGGAGUGGCCAUUACGUUCCUGGUGCUGGCAGUGGGCUUCUCUGGCUUUGCUAUUUCAGGAUUCAAUGUGAACCACUUGGACAUUGCUCCACGUUAUGCGAGUAUCCUCAUGGGCAUCUCAAAUGGUGUGGGCACUUUGUCUGGGAUGGUGUGCCCUUUAAUUGUCGGUGCCAUGACAAAGCACAAGACUCGUGAGGAGUGGCAGGGUGUGUUCCUCAUCGCUUCCCUAGUCCAUUAUGGAGGAGUUAUAUUUUAUGGCAUCUUUGCAUCUGGAGAGAAGCAGUCAUGGGCUGAGCCAGAGCAGACCAGUGAUGAGAAGUGUGGUAUACUGGACGAGGAUGAACUGGCCAAUGAGACGGAGGAGCUGUACCGGACCAGCGGCGGAGGGGGGUAUGGAGCCAUGGAUCAGGGAGCUGACCCCAACGGAGGAGCGCCUGUGUCUGGAGGGGGCUGGGUGGCCGACUGGGAUAAAACAGAAGAGUAUGUACAACCAGAAGCCAAUAACUAUCAUACGGGAGAACAGGAGUCAACAUAAGAUUGGGCCCAGUCAGACUUUUACACAUUAUGAAGCACUGAGGAGACUGUUUUCACUAUUGUACCUGGACCUUUUUGAGGCCGGACACUGGAGGCAAAGACUGUAGUCAGAUUUAUGUGUUUGUGUGUGAUUGUAUAACUAUGAGUGAGACUUUGUGUGGCAGACAAAAUGUCUUUGAGCCUUCCUGCAAUCUCACAAAAACAUUGGACACUCUCCUUUUUUGAAAAUCUGAAUCCUAGUAUCUUAGAAAAUCUACUGGUUAACAUUGUUUGA